AUCCAACAUGGCGAACAGAACGGUUUCGGAUGCGAAAACAGUCAAAGGGACUAAUCCACAGUAUUUAGUGGAGAAAAUCACCAGAGCUAGGAUCUAUGAGAGCAAGUACUGGAAAGAACAAUGCUUUGCCCUUUCAGCUGAACUGCUUGUCGACAAAGCAAUGGAAUUAGAUCACAUUGGUGGGACCUUUGGAGGCAAUAUCAAACCAACUCCAUUUCUAUGCUUGUUACUCAAGAUGCUUCAAAUCCAGCCAGAAAAGGAGAUCAUUGUCGAGUUUAUUAAAAAUGAUGACUACAAAUAUGUCCGAGCCCUUGGAGCCAUGUAUAUGCGUCUUGUUGGCACAUCUUUAGAUUGCUUUAACUACCUUGAACCACUAUUUAAUGACUACAGAAAACUCAAGAAAAAGAACAGAAAUGGAGUGAUGGAAAUCGUACACAUGGAUGAAUUUAUCGACAACCUACUCAGAGAAGAAAGAGAAUGCGAUGUCAUCUUACCAAGAAUACAGAAAAGAAAUAUUUUAGAAAGUACUAACACCAUAGAACCACGACGAAGCCUCCUUGAAGAUGAUCUCGAAGACAUGGAAUCAGAAGAGGAGGAGGAAGAAGAACCAGAGUCUCCUCCACAUCGCCGUCGAAGCCACAGUCGUUCACCCGAAGAUCUUUCUAGAAGAAAAUAUCGCGACCAUGAUAGACCCCGACGUCGAAGCCGAUCACCCCACAGACGUAGCCGUUCUCGAAGUCGCUCUCCGAGGCGCAGGCGAAGAAGUCCAUCGCCACGAAGAAGACGUCGAACUCCAUCGCCACAUCAUCGUAGGCACAAAAGUCGGAGUCGUUCCCGUUCGCCUCGUCGUCGGCAUUCCCGAUCCCGCUCGAGAUCGCGUUCGCCUCGUCGUCGUCAUCGUUCCCGUUCUCGAUCAAAUACUCCCGAAAAGUCUUCAAAACACAAGAAAUCGAAAAAGGAUAAAAGUGACAAGAAAGAAAAGAAGAGACACGACGAUGAAGGAACGAGUAAAGAAAGUCUUGAAAUCAAGGAAGCUAAUGAACUGAGGGCUAGUCUAGGUCUAAAGCCGCUCAAAUAAAUGCCUUCACAGAUAUCUUCGCGAUAGCUAAGACAACGUUACAUAAUAGGCCCUUUGCAGCUAAGCAAUCACGUGCUGAUCAAUUCACUGAGAGCAAAUGAAUGAACAUUUUGAUUCCCAUGGGUGAAAUUUACUGGACUGCAAACAAACUUUCUACAACCGGUUUCGAG
Actinia tenebrosa (Australian red waratah sea anemone) is the source of this 1248-nucleotide messenger RNA. Its product is annotated as pre-mRNA-splicing factor 38A. The record is from RefSeq and is a predicted model, not a curated record. Lineage: Eukaryota; Metazoa; Cnidaria; Anthozoa; Actiniaria; Actiniidae.